Molecule: messenger RNA, 2261 nt
Organism: Morone saxatilis (striped sea-bass)
Lineage: Eukaryota; Metazoa; Chordata; Actinopteri; Moronidae
Gene: cip2a
Product: cellular inhibitor of PP2A
Source: RefSeq, a predicted model, not a curated record
GACAACGUGAAGCCGUUCUACCGCACUCUGAUCAACUUCCUGGCUCACAACAGUCUGACCGUGGUUGUCUUCACGUUGUCCAUACUGGCCAGCCUCACUCUGAAUGAGAAGGUCGGAGAGAAGCUCUUUGAUGCAAAGAACAUCCACCAGACUUUCCAGCUUGUGUUUAACAUCAUCGUGAACGGUGAUGGUACUCUGACUAGAAAGUACUCCGUUGACCUUUUGGUUGACCUGUUGAAGAACCCCAAGAUAGCAGUUUAUCUUACUAGGUAUGAACACUUCUCAGCGUGUGUGUCUCAAGUUUUAGGACUGCUGCACUCAAAAGAUCCGGACUCUGCAGCAAAGGUGUUGGAGCUUCUCUUGGCCAUGUGCAGUGUCUCAGGUCUGCGUUCGCUGCUGUGCGAGGUGGUUUUCAGACCAGCGGGACCCAAACUCAGAGCUGCAGGCCGCAGGCAGGGCGCUGGACCGGACGGUGGGCGCAAAGCUGAGUGCGGACUCGCCCUGGUGCAGUGGCUGAGCUUGCCUGUGGAGGGCGCUGAGUCCUGCUCGCUCCAGACCCUGCAGCUGCUGAAUGAGCUGCUGGAGGAAGCGCUGGGAGCGGAGAGUGUGUCUGACUGUGUGCUGAGCUUCGUGGAAAUGUUGCUUCCAGUCCUGUUGGGGCUGCUGAAGGGCCUCGAUCCUGCACAGGGAGACUCUCACCUGAGGAAACACUGCCACCGCAUCACACACGUCACCAGUCUGCUGCUCAUCCUCUGUGCUGAGGACGCCACCAGAUCUAUAGUGUCCCGCCAGGUGAGCGCCCAGCUCUGCCUCUCGCAGGUCGAAUCCCUCCUCUCCUGUUGUCAUAGCAACAGCCCCCUCACCUGCCUCCCUCCCGGCUCUGACAACGAUCUCAGUCAGCUGUAUGCAGAAGCUCUGCUGAGGACUCUGGAGUUAAUGAGCAAACUGAGGCAACAGGUGAAGGACAUGGAGACCAGCUUCUACAGGAUGUUGCAGGACCAGAGGAUCGUGACUCCCCUCUCUCUCGCCCUGACCUCCCACCACAGAGAGCGCGUGCAGACCGGACUCUCGCUGUUGUUUGAAGCUGCCCCCCUCCCAGACUUCCCCUCGCUGGUUUUGGGAGAAAGUAUCGCCGCCAACAACGCCUAUCGCCAGAGAGAGGCUGAGCUGUCCGUCAAACGUGUUGCCGUGCAGGAAGUCCCACCUUCCAGCAUACUGGACUCCUCCAGCAGGAGUGUCCACAGUCUGGUUGAGAAGAUACAGAAUGGGUUAGAGCUGCAGGAGAACGUGAAGGACUCACAUGUGUCUGAGAUCAUCGACGUUUAUGAACAGAAGCUCUCCGCGUUUGUGUCCAAGGAGAGUCGACUGCAGGACUUGUUGGAGGCGAAAGCUCUGGCUCUCUCUCAGGCCGACCGUCUCAUCGCUCAGUAUCGCUUCCAGCGGGCUCAGGCUGAGGCGGAGGCCUGUAAGCUGGGCUCUCUGCUGAAGGAGGCGGAGCGUCGGCGCGAGGAUCUGCAGUGCGAGCUGGGCAGCCAGGUGCUGGAGGUGGAGCGCUCCAGAGCCGACAUGGAGGAGCUGCUGCAGCACAACGCCCGGCUGCAGCAGGACUCGGAGGAGCACCAGGCCCUCAAGGGAGCCUACAACGCCCUGCUCAACAGGUUCAACGAGAGCGAGCGGCUGCUGAAGGAGCUGCAGGCGGCUCACAUCUCGCUCACCAAACAGAACGACACUCUGAGGAAGAGCCACGAAGCUCUGCAGCUGCAGCACGAGAAGGUGGCGUCGGUGUUGGAGGACAGAGAGGAGGAGAUCAGGUCUCUCCACUCAGAUCUGCAGCAGAAGAACAGCGACAUCACAGGUCUGCGCGGUCAACUGCGGGCCGAGGAGGAGAAGGUGAUGGAAAAGGAUCGAGAGAGGAAAGAUCUGGAAGAGACGGUUGACGUUUUGAGGAAGGAACUAAACAAGACGGAGCAGGCCAGGAAGGACGCCAGAAUCAAGGCGUCGUCUCUGGAGCUGCAGAAGAGUCAGCUGGAGACGAAGCUGAAGCAGAAGGAGGACGAGCUGAACAAACACUCUGCGAUGAUCUCCAUGAUCCACAGCCUCAGCAGCGGCAAGAUGAAGAGCGACGUCAACCUGUCGCUCUGAGGGAAGAAGGACAAGAAUAGGUUUUAAAACUUUUAUGGAUAAUGAACUUUUCUACUCUUAAUAAAAUAUACUAAACUGAACUUGUAUUUUUAAAGUCAUAAUAAAAUCUUUGUAUGUGU